AUGGCUGAUUAUCUACUAGCCGAACGUCCUAGUAAACGUACUUAUUUCGGUUCUACAUCUAACAAUAUGUUUGACGCGGACGAUGAUGAUGAACAGUACUUCGCUUUCAGCAAAGCUGCCGCUGACUCGGGCUUUCCUAUCGCCGGCGUGACUGACGCCUCUUCAAUCUUGCCCAAUAAGGAUGACGAGUCCACUAGUUCUGUGAACUCUAUCGAUGUCGCGUCCAAUUCCUCGGACUGUUCGACAAUUCUCGAUGAUGCUAAAAUAAAUACUUCUAUUAAUAAGGGCACUGGUGCAAAUAUAGACGUCCCCAACCGAACUCGUGCUACUCCUGAACAACUCGCUAUCUUGGAGGAUACUUUUAAGACGAACACCUCUCCAAACAGUAAAGUUCGUGAAGCUUUGGCUGAAAAAGUCAAUAUGUCUGAACGUUCUAUUCAGAUUUGGUUCCAAAAUCGUCGUGCUAAGAUGAAGGCUAUGCAAAAACGUGCUCAUUUAAUGAUUAAUCAAGAUUCUCUUGGUCAUCAUUUUAUGCCAUGUAUACCUGGUUAUGGUCAUGGUUUAUACCCUUUCCGUAUGCCUAUUCAUCAUGCUCAACGUAUAGCUCUUCCUCGUUCUUAUAGUACUAGUGAUCUCACCCCUACUAUUAAUAAUAUUGCUUUGGCUGGAAUGAGACCUCAACCAAAUUCCGGUCUUGGUAUCACCGUUCCUCAAGUUUCUCAAGGUUUUUGGCAGUCUGGUCCUUUAACUGCUCCAAUAACUUCUUUGGGUACUGGUGAUCCUAAUCAUAUGUCUGGUUUUCCUUUCCCCUUCACACCACCUCAAGAAUUCGUUUCUCCGGCUUAUAACAAUAAUACAAUGGUCUCUGUUAUUUCAUGUGAAACGCUUACCAUAGGAACUUGGCGUCGUAUCUUAACCAUGCAAGCUCCUACUGAUCUUUUAUGUUAUUAUGCGAUCCCGCAAAACACUUUUACUUAUCAUAUUACCAAUGAUAAUACUCAAUUCAAAAUGGAAUUUCCGCUCACUGAUAUCACAGCAAUUGAAUAUCGUCUUAUUGAUGAUGUUUAUGCUCAAAUUGCUGUUGAAGUUAAAGAUCCUCCUCAUUUCUAUAUGGAAGCUUCUCAUGGUGGUUGGAAUAUGUGUAAAGAUUUUACCGAAGAUAGACAAGCUACUCGUCACAUGAGGCAUGUGAUGAAAGGUCGUGCCAUUGUUAUGAAACCUCAACUUAUCAAACUUAUGCAAGACGAUCCUCUCUUAGCAAAAGUUGUUACUUUUGUUGAUGAUUCAACUGAUGCUUAUAUUAAAGAUAAUUCUGAUGAUCAACAACAAAAUCCUCCUCGUCGUUCCUCUUAUCCAAGUGGUUCAAUCGCUGAUAAUGUUCAUUUUGGAAAUGAAAAUACUUCCCUUUCCGAUAAAGAGGAUUAUAAAACUAGCACUAAUUUACUUAAACAAAUGGCUCGUAAUCGUCGUUCGAUUUCUCUUCCUUUGUCUCCUUCGGAUGAUCAUAAGAACUCUUUUGUGAACAAUACUAUUCCUCAAAAUUCUUUACAUGUUAAUACUGCCCUUAUGGAUUUGUAUAAAGCCGAAGUUAAUAAUAGUUCUCCCGAAUUCUGUUCUUCACCUAUGGAACUUAACUCUUCUCCGACUACUCCUCUCGAUGUAUUUGAUAAUUCUCCUACCCUAAUGGAUUCAUCUCCUCUUUUGAAUCAAGACCCUUUUGUAUCAUUACCUUCUCAUAAUCCUGGCAGCUUAUCAAUGGACACUUCUAUACAUUCUAAUGAAAUAGCUGCUGCUAUGGUCAGUUUUGCUCCUUCAAUGACUGGUCAUGGUCUACCUAACAUGUCCAACGAUGAAUUUGCAAAUAUAUUUAACACUAUGAGCAGUGGUUCCGAUACUGCUUCCGAU
Racocetra fulgida is the source of this 1905-nucleotide messenger RNA. Lineage: Eukaryota; Fungi; Glomeromycota; Glomeromycetes; Diversisporales; Gigasporaceae. The record is from the annotation of a GenBank genome assembly.